AUGUCACAAUUUGACGCAGCGCCACCUAAUACUUACGCAGGAGGUAAAGAUGACAAUCUUCGAUUCGGUGAUCUACCUGUGAACGCCAGUAACGAUGCCGAGGGCGAUUUCGACAUGGUUGCCUAUCGUCAACAGACACCACUAUGGAAAAGAGUUCAUCAGCACAGUUUAACACAAAUGAUCUUAAUCAGUAUUCAGGCGUUCUGUGGACCUGCAAUGGCUGACGCUAUAGCUGGAUUGGGAGGUGGAGGUCUUGCAAGUCCUACCACCAAUAAUAUCGCCAAUGCUGUAUCAUACGCUGCUCUUGCAGGUGUGUGUUUCCUUGGUGGACCCCUUGUCAACAAACUUGGUACCAAAUGGGCACUUCUGAUCGGAGCUCUCACUUUUCCUCUUCGAGGCGCUUCCUUCUAUACCAACAGUAAAUUCGGAAAUCAAUGGUUCCUGAUUGUCGGUUCGUUCCUCGAGGGUUUCGGUACCGGAGCUUGGUACGUGGCGGAAUCAGGUACUAUCAUGUCCAUUGCACCAAGUGGUGCUCGUGGAAAGUAUCUGGCUUUGUGGAUUGUUUCUCGUAAUCUCGGUCAGCUUAUCGGUGGUGGUAUCAACUUGGCUAAGAAUCACAUCGAAGGAGAAGAAGGGGGAGUCUCACCUGACACGUAUAUCAUUUUCCUCAUCAUCGAGUGCAUGGCUAUACCAUUCGCUUUGCUUAUCACUCCUUUGAAAGACGUUGUCAGAUCUGAUGGAACCCGAAUCAGGGUCUCCGAAAAGAUAUCUACUAAAGAAGAGUUCGGACUCAUCAGAAGAACCUGGAUGUCAAAGCUUAUUCUACUUUCCUCUCUCUGGGCCUUCUGGUCGUUCUUCUAUGGAGGAUCAUGGUCUACCUAUUUGGGCUUGUAUUUCUCUGUCCGAGCUCGAGCUCUUUCGUCGCUCAUCUCCCCGUUCCUCUGCAUUGUUGGCUGUUUCGGACUCGGUUUCAUCCUUGAUCUGAAGAGUCUAAGUCAACGUCGAAGAGCUCAACUCGGUCUUUUUGUUGUUGUCGUUCUAAAUGUUGCGACUUACGUCUGGUCAAUUGUGAUGCAAGUCAAGUUCGACAAAAACGAUCCAGGCGCUAUCGAUUGGAACGACUCUCGUUAUGCCGUUUCUUUCCUGCCCUACUUCUUCAUCCAAACCACUGGACCUCUCUCUCAAUCUUUCAUGUACUGGUUACUAUCGUCUUUCGCAACUGAUGCGCAAUCCAAUGUCCGAAAUGGAGCCGCAUUCAGGUGUAUGGAAGCCAUUGGUCAAGCUGUAGCUUAUGGCAUGAACAGCAAGACUAACGAAAGCCCUCUCGUUGGAUUCUGCGUCACAUUUGGGCUCUUGGUACUUGCACUCCCACCUUUCACCCUUCUGGUCAAUGCAACCCCAGAGCGAAUCCCAGCCGACGUUCUCGCAGAGGAAGAAGUAGCGGAACACAAACUAGAAGGACUCCCAGACAAGAAAGAUGAUACCGUCCCAAUGUCUACUCUAGCCUAG
Molecule: messenger RNA, 1509 nt
Organism: Kwoniella shivajii
Lineage: Eukaryota; Fungi; Basidiomycota; Tremellomycetes; Tremellales; Cryptococcaceae
Exons: 10
Coding region: 1-1509 (502 amino acids)
Biological process (GO): transmembrane transport
Molecular function (GO): transmembrane transporter activity
Source: RefSeq, a predicted model, not a curated record